AUGGCGCGCUGCCCGGGCUCCAUUGCGGAGGAGAAAAAAGCCGAGAAGGAAGGCCCCAUUUCAGGCGCAGCAGCGAAGCGAGAAGCUGGAACACGAGAGAACGCAGGCGACAAAUCUUCCGCGAGGCUGGCCUCUCUGGAUUCUGACCGCAAAAGCACGAGGGAGAACGAUGCAAAAGAAACAGGAGGCAACGUUUCCGAACAGCAGUCUCGACCGGGACGUGCAGACGGCUUGGAUCGCCGGGUUUCUUUCUCUGCGUUUGCGGGAGGUGAAACGAAUUCGCCAGAAGAACCUCCGGUGGAGACGCCCGCGAGGCCCGAUGGGAAAACAGGUUCGUCCGCUCUCUAUUCAGCUGCCUCUCAAACCCCUCCCUCGUCUUCCCGAUUCUCCUCUACCUCUCGACUCUCCUCGACUUCCUCUCUGGCCUCGCCUUCCCCCUUUCUUCCCGCCUCCGCCUCGCUUUCGUCGCUUUCGUCGCUCCCGUCUUCGGUCUACGACGGCAGUCCCUUUGCGCCCCCGUCCAGGGACGUGACUCGGCACCGCCGCAACGGAGACGCUUCCCGUCUCUCUUCUUCUCCGGUCGCUCCCUGUCGCGGCCUCGCAGAUGCUUCUGGCCGCGCGCACGCGCCCUCGUCGCCUUCUAGCCUUUCUUCGCCAAAAAUCGCCCCGUCUGACGCCAUGGCAGACGCGCCCUGCGUACCCUACAAGGUCUAUCCUGCAGAGCACUCUCCAGCGGGCGCCUGGUCGGUGCCUUCUGAAGGCACACGCCUCGACGUUCCUCUCCUCGUCUCCGCCCCUGUCUCCUCUGUCUCCGGCCCUCGCACGUCGUAUUCGUGUUCGCACCAGUCUCAGCGCCCUGCGUCUUGGUUCUGCGGUUGGGACUCGGGAGCGUCUGGGCGGGGCGAAGGCGGGGAGGAACCCUCGGCCGCCGCGAGUGCAUUCCAAACCCCCAAGAGCCGCUCUACGCCCGGUCAAACAGCGUCACGAGCCCGCCGGUUGCAAGUGCUCGAAAUCGCGCGAGGCACGUGCCACAGGCAUCUCCUGCAGACUUCGGAGCUCCUCCGGUGUGCAGCGCAGCGGCCGAGCAUUGAGCUCCGCCGGAAUUGCGUGCUCGUCAAUCUCCCCUACGUGAAGUGUCUCAUUCUGUGUGGCCGGAUUCUUCUUCUUCCUUCGGACACGGAGAGCGCCAAUCACCUGCCUCAAUUCUUUCUCCACUCUCACGCGUCCCCCCAGUUCUUUUCUUUUUCCCGGGUCUUCUCCCAGACGCAGCUGGGCUCUGCGUCGCCCGUCUCUUCUCUCCCAGUUUCUUCCCUCCCUUCCUCUUCGAUGCCUUCUUCGAGCUCUCCCGCGGCCGCGCGUCCUCCCGCUGUCGUCCCGAAGAAAACCACGUCGUCCUCCUUUGUCGAGGACGGCGCUGCCGCCUCGAACGCACGGUCGCGCGCCAGAGGCCCUGGAGCCCAAGGCUCCACGACCGCGGUCGGAGGUGAGGCGACCCCCUCUGGGGAGACGGGCCCUGGCAGGGCCCACGCGCCCUUGUUGGCCGAAAACGAAGGCCCCGCAGGCAGACACCGCGAAGAGAAGGGGAAAAGGAAGGGUCGGAGUUUGUGGCGAGGGAAGCUGUGGUGGAAAGAAGCGAGAAACCCGUGGGUCGAGGGCGCCGCGUCGCGAGGAGAGGCUGCGGAAGAAGACUCCAGCGGAGAAGAGAGCGAAGAGCAGACGUCGCGGGAUCGUCGCCGCGAAUGGACAGAAGACAGUCACGCGUGCACACACAAACUCGAAGACGAGGAGGCGGCGCUAGAGGUUUGCACCUCUGGGCCUGUAUCGGGUGGCGAGGGCCCUAACGAGGACUGUUUCGGAUUUUUCUGGGGCGACGAGAAAGACGAGAACGAACAGAAGCUGCUCUCCAAGUUGGUCGGCCUCUCUGCGUCGGCCGGCGACCCCGGGGACGGGCCUUUCGAAUUCGCCGCUCUCGAGGCCAUCCUCGUCCACCGUUCGACUCGAGGCGACUUCGAUCUGACAUGCGCAGCGAAACAGAGAGAUGCUCCUUUUCAGGUGUGUGACGCGCUCAAGGGCGAGUUGGAGCCCAUUGCGCUCGCGUCGACAAAUCUCCUGCGGUUCAUUCACGAACAGCCAAGCAGCACACGCAAGCUGCGAAAGGUGGGGGACUUGCGCCGGCGCCUGGGUUGUGUACGCGACAAGGUGCGCGGAAUCGACCAGGCACUCCGCGAGCUCCUCGACUCCGAAGAUGAUUUGCGCCGGCUGCAAGUCAGUCGAUUCUGGCAUCACGAGAAAGAAUGGGAGCGGCCUUCGCGGAAUGCGCAAGCAGAAGAGGUGGAAAUUCUCCUGGAGUGCUACGAACAGGAAAUUGACGCCCUCCUGCAGUCGAUUAUCCGACGGGACGAGGCGCUGGACGACGCACUGCAGCUGAUGGAGCUUCACCUUGCCUCGAUUCGAAACGCCUUCCUCAAGAGCGAACUUGCGCUCGACAUCAUCGGCGUCCUCUUUGCAGGCAUCGCAGCCUUCGCGGGCGUCUUCGGCAUGAACAUCCGCAGUGGAUGGGAGGAGGACCAGCGCACGUUCUGGGUGAUCUCUCUCGUCGUCUCCGCACUCAGCGUCGUGACAGUCGUCCUCGUCUACAUCUGGUUCAAACGACAAAAACUUUAA
Neospora caninum is the source of this 2664-nucleotide messenger RNA. RefSeq names its product cora-like Mg2+ transporter domain-containing protein, related. Gene Ontology annotation, molecular function: magnesium ion transmembrane transporter activity. NCBI's taxonomy places the organism in Eukaryota, Apicomplexa, Conoidasida, Eucoccidiorida, Sarcocystidae. The coding region runs from base 1 to 2664 and encodes 887 amino acids. The transcript is spliced from 7 exons. Gene Ontology annotation, biological process: magnesium ion transport. The record is from RefSeq and is a predicted model, not a curated record.